AUCCGAACGGCAGCAGCAUCGGUGCCGCAGCAGAGAAGACCUCAUCCAGGCGUGGAAUUUGGUGACCCCCAAAUGGCGUUUCAGGCUUUGUACAACUAGCCUCUUCGAUGCUGUUCUUCAGUCCAAAAUCUACUCCUGCCCAGAGUCCACGGCAUCUCUACUGCCCCCCUUGCAGGUGGCAUGGAUGACUUCCACACGGGUGCCAUCUUCUGGGUGUGGGUGUUGGCAUUUACUGUCCCAGCUCUGGUUGUUCUGCUUGUGCUUUGUGUUGGCUGCCGGGACCCUGAAUUAGACAUGCCGCAGAUUGAUGAUUACGCAUAUAAGCCCUCCUCUUCUGGCCACCUCGAGACAUUCAGGGUGCUGCGGCGUAAUCCCUCUCCCCCUCGCCCUGCUGUCCAGUUCCAGCCAGACUUGCAGAGGUGCCCCCCACGGAAUCCUCCCAGGCCAGCAGCUUUAUUCAGCAAAGCUGAAGAGGACAAUGAAAGCAUUCCCAGUUACGAGAAUGAGGAACAACCUUGCGCUACUGACAACGAUAAAAACUACAUUGAGGUGCUGCCUGAUGCUCCAUUUAUGGAACAGGGAGACAGGGAUGGUGUAUCCACAGGUUCCAUAGGGGAUCAGUAUGAGAAUAUGCCUGAGUCUGCAGCUUCUUCAAGGCAUUCACUUGGAGAAUAUGUCAACGUGCUUGAGCCAGAUGCUGCCAUCUUAGAUAUUUGCAUUGCAGGUGGCAACAGUGACCCAGAAAGUGAAGAUGACAUUCCAGACUAUGAGAACAUCAUCUGCCCUAGACUGAAAAGCUAAUUCAAAGGCAGUAUUCUUUAGUGACUCCGAUUACCUCCAUGCAGGAUGGCUCUCUGAUGAUCUUGCUGGCCUGAGGACACCCCACCCACUCCGAAGCAGUCCCCUCAAAUACUGCCAUAACUUAUUGCCCUUCUUUGCACUUUGGCUGACAAAUCCUGAGAAUUUCCCAAAAUUCAUUGUCUCCUCAUCAAAACUGAGAAGCUUGACGGUCCGAGCGGGUCUGACCUCGUUGCAAAAGAAAUCUGAGUCGCAUUUAUCUCGUGGCUGAAUAAAGGACCAGGAGUUCUAUCAUCUUUGUAUUUAAGUGAGGGUUGGGGGGGGGGGGUUGGCUGGAUGAACGAAAAAGUAGCAACAGCUUGCAGAGUGGGUGGAUGGGUAAGUUGUAGUAAUCAUUAAAGGCUGGGUCUUAAAUUUUGGUUUCUGAUAAAACUGAGAUUAGUUUUUGUGGGGAGGGGGGAUAUGCAACUCAAGCACAUUUAUGAAAAACUGCAUUCAUAUUUUGAUUCAAAAGAUUUCUUGUUCCCUUUCUGGAUAUGGUUACAUGCUGGAACUUGCAAUGGAAAAUGUUACCUUUCUUCCUUUACAAAGGCUUGUGUGUCUGCUGCUGAGAUGUGCUGUUAGGGUCCCCUCAAAGCACGUGUUUCCUCUCCUUUUUUUGUCACCUGCAGUAGCUUCCAGAGGUGAUUGUCUGCUAGGGAAAUGACAAGCAGGUGGCUGUUAAUUCAUCCCCUUUCUUAGCAUCUUUCAUAGCACUGGUCCACAUCAGCCUUCCCACCACCGCACAUAUUUUAUUUAUUUAGGUAUGUAUACCCUGUUUUACUGUCCAGUGGAGACUCAAAGCAGCUUACAUAAUUAUCCUCUCCAUUUUAUCUUCACAACUCUGAGAUGAAGGUUAGGCUGAGCGAGAAUGACUGAUGUGAGGCCACCCAGCCAGGUUUGGUGGCAGCCCAGUCUGGCACGCUAAUAAUUGCCCUGUGCUGUCUUUUACUGGUACAGAAAGCGUCAGAUCUGGUCACAAAUCUGUCAUGUGAGGGGCAGUUUAGUCCAGAGUUGUCACUUCAUGAGUAAUUCCUUAUGAAAGUACCUGAUAAUGUUUGCUUCUGUACACAGCAUUGCAAAGGGUUGUAAGAGAACUGCUUUGCCCCUACCUGGCUUUUUAAUAAAGGCCACAUUUUAACCGGCUCAUCUACGCUACUUGUGCAAGGAAAGGGCCUCUUUUUAUUCUAAAAGUGCAAGAGUCCAGUAGCACCUAUAAGACUUAACAAAAUUUGUGGUAGAGUAUAAGCUUUCAUGAGUCACAAACUUCUUCAGUCACAGCUCACUUUUUAAAAAUCCAUAUAUGGACUUUCAUACAUUCCAACCAAUUUGUAAUAAAAUUUAGCCCCUUGGUUUCUCCUUACUCCACCAUUUGCACAGUUCCAGCUGUUCUUCUGCUCCCUCCAGUUUGCCUGUGUCUUGGCUUGUGCCCAGGACAGAAGGAGGGGCAUGUGGUUAGCCACUAUUGGAAACGGGAUACGGGAGGAGGUGGGCCACUGGGCUGCCCUAACCGAGAUUUUUAGCUGUUCUGUGCAUAAGUGAAGAAAUCUGUCUGAAAUUCGGUUGCUCUUUGUGCUAGAGAAGAAGGUGUUGAAGUGUCCUGUGCUUGAAUUUCACCCCAUGCAGUGGCUCAGAUUUGGGGUGGUGUGAAGGAAUAUCACAGAGGCUGUGGUAGGGUUGCCAGUGCCAGGUUGGGAAAUUCUGGGAGGUUUUUUGGGGGGUGGAGCUUGGAGAGGGCAUUGUUUGUGGAGGGGCCACAGCUGGGGUAUAAUGCCAUAGACCCCAUCCUCCAAUGCAGCCAUUUUCUCCAAGGGAACUGAUCUCUGUGGUGGGACCCAUACUGAGGUACCAGAUGUCUCUCUUCACACAAGCAAAAGUGAAACAAAUAUUGCUCCCCCCGCCCCAGUGUCUAACUUAGAAUUAUCCUCUCUGGGCUGAGAAUCCUGCAUCUUUGGGGAUGGAGCCUGGGGAGGAUGGGGUUUGGGGAGAGACCUCAGCAGGAUAUAAUGCCAUAGAGUCCAUCCUACAAAGCAGCCAUUUUCUCCAGAGGAACUGAUCUCUGUAGACUGGAGAUCAAUUGUAAUUCAAGGAGAACUCCAGGGCCCACUUGGAGGUUGGCAACUCUAGUCCAAUCAAUCCUCUAUUCAACAGGAGUAGCAGGUGCUUCAGAAAAGCCUGGAAGCCAUCAUCUUCAUAUCGGUGAAAGCAACCAUUUGUAAAUGGUGCUCUCCAUCAUAGGACAAUGCUUUGCAUGGAACCUCUUAACAUUUUGUGGAACUUCCCAACAUCCUGUGAUUGGGCCUAGUUCCCCAUGGCAGCCAUUUUGUUAUGGAACCACAUUGCUUCUUCUUAAAAGUGCUCACAGUUUCAACAAGGCUGGUAGAUGGACCCCGUCGUCUAAGCAGUAUUUAUUAAGAAAAUGAAAAAUUCUUCCAGUUAAAAUUAGUUCAGAGAUUGUGGGGAGGAGAUUCCUAACAGCAUCACCUUUUAUCUCUUCUUCUGUAUGAUUAUUAAACUGAGCCCAACUCUCCUGCCAGCUUCUUCAUCCAGUUAUCUUCUUGAACCAAAAACUACCCACCUACCACAAAAAUACCACUAAAACAUCUGAAGCAGCCCAGAUAUGUUUUUGCCAGACAGGCUAGAUGGAUAAUGGGGUGGUGUUACUGGACUUCACACUGCUAUGGAAGGAGGAUAAGUUGGCUGGCACUGCCCCUAUGAUAGGACAACAGCAGCCAACACCCCAUUAUCUCGAUGCACCAGAAGUUGCCACUUUCUCACCAUCGGCCAUCUCUGCUGAUAAUACUCAUACGCACCCAGUGUCCUCUGCUGCCCUUACUAGUUGUGCUGCAAGACACACAUAGUGCUACCAGAACUGCAGUCGCAGAGAUGGGCUUCUUGUUGAUGAUCUUCCUUGGCACAUUUUGCUUCCUCGGGACAAUCGCCGGGAAGCUGCAAGUACAAGCAGACCCCUCCUUAGUGACAGCUGCCGUUGGAGAGGACGUCUUGCUGAAAUGCAUUUUCACUGUGGACGAUGGGCCAGUGGACUUGAGCCGUGUCAUGAUCCAGUGGUUCCACCGGGGCAAGCAGCUCGUAGAGUUUGACAGUGUAGUGACAGCAGCCCGGCCGGAUGUCAGCCUGAGCCGGGAAGGGCUAGCAACCGGUAAUGCUUCCCUGCUCCUUUCCCAAGUUGGGACCGAGAAUUCGGGCAACUACAGAUGCUACGUCUCCUACUCACCAGAACUGCUCGUCCGGGAGGUGACUUUACAAGUGGAGGACCCUUCGAAGAUGCCCGAGGAUGACCUGGAAGAUUCCGUUUCGCCCCUGCCGUGUCUCAGUCGCUCUGAUGUCUUGAGCAAGUUGGAUCAGAUCACAAAGGCUUUGGUGCAAUUGGAAGCAAAGCUGGAGAAGUUCAUAACCAACAAGACCUUCACAGGAUGUGAUCCUGUUGCUGCCCCCCCAGAACCCCAGGAAGGAAAGCACGUCGGCACUCCUGGAAAUUUAAAUCAGUUUUAAAUCUACUUUUGCUGAAGUUGUAACGGGAGAACUGGAAACUUAAAACAGGCAAUAGCAACACGGUCUGUAAGGGAUGUCUCAAUAAUGCUUAGUCAGUCAGCACAUGGCUGGCGAGCACUGCAGUGGCUUCUGAAGUUAAAAAAAAUCGCCAUGCAUCAGGUCUGAAAGGUUGGUCCUAUGUUACCCAUUCAGUCUGGGAUUGCCACAAUACCUCCAUUCUGUUUUUAAAAAUGGGUAAUCCAAAUGACUUCAUUACAUCCCAGUAUUUUCUGUACAAAAUUUGUCUUUUUUCAGACCUACUUUUUCAUAAUUAAAAAAUAUAUAUAUUAGAACACACUUGCAGAGCCAGGCAUAAACAUUCAAAGCGCAACUGAGGUUCUAAAGUAUUGCUUCCUGUUUGAUUACUUCCUGUUCUUUCCUACAGAUGUGCAUUCAGCUCUUGUUGCAGAAUAUUGAUGUUUAUCUGAGGGUUUUAUAGUCUAGGGCUGGGAUUAGAGUGGUUUUACGUAUUUUGUAUUGCAUGUUCUGUUUGAUUUUAAAGGAUUCUUAUGGUUUGUUGAUUUUAACUGAUGUAAUUGAUUGAUGUGAACCACUUCUGAGUUUUUAACCAAAGAGAAGCAGUAUAAAAAUCAAGUAAGUAAAUGUAUAAGAAGGGGAGGUGAUUUGUACUUUGUAAUCAGCCAAAGCACUGGCUACAUAUCACAAUCAUUGUGAACAAAACAUUAGAUGUAUUGACUUUGCAUUGGUAGGAAAUAAAAACCAAUACUUAAGUUCCUA
Molecule: messenger RNA, 5127 nt
Organism: Eublepharis macularius
Lineage: Eukaryota; Metazoa; Chordata; Lepidosauria; Squamata; Eublepharidae
Product: CD276 antigen-like
Exons: 15
Coding region: 181-801 (206 amino acids)
Biological process (GO): cell surface receptor signaling pathway; positive regulation of T cell proliferation; negative regulation of T cell proliferation
Cellular component (GO): external side of plasma membrane
Source: RefSeq, a predicted model, not a curated record